Frieseomelitta varia is the source of this 1220-nucleotide messenger RNA. RefSeq names its product MAD2L1-binding protein. Gene Ontology annotation, cellular component: nucleus. The transcript has 2 exons. The record is from RefSeq and is a predicted model, not a curated record. Gene Ontology annotation, biological process: regulation of exit from mitosis. Bases 138 to 890 code for a protein of 250 amino acids. Lineage: Eukaryota; Metazoa; Arthropoda; Insecta; Hymenoptera; Apidae.
UUUUUGUAAACACGAGAAGAGUGUGGAGUUAUAAGCAUGUAAAAAUAUUUCAAUAUUUUUCUUCAAUUUUAUCGCACAGAGUAAUGUGUUUUUGAAUCAAAAAGUGAUAUUUGAACUCUGCUUAAGAAGAGGUUACGAUGAAUAUUAACGUAGCGUUGGACGAACAUUUGACAAGUAACAGUUGCGUGAAACUUGUGAUCGAGCUUUUGAAAUACAUUUUAUAUCAGAAACAGCAAAUACCCUUCACGUGCGAUUCACUGUCUCAACUGAAAAUGAAACCGACUGACAGGAAUUUGUCUUCCAUAAGAACGUUGUUAAGCUCGUUGAAAAGCACCUCGGAACAGUUAAACUCGCAAUUUCAUCAGAAACACUGCAAAAUCAAAGAAAUCGCAAUACUUAUCGGCGCAACAAUAAUAUCACCGAAAUUGCACAUUAGAAUUGAAUUUCCAUCCGAUAUUCUCAAUAGCCAGGAGCACUUUGAAUGCAAACACGCUUCCAGAAAACCCUUGUUAAGUUUAAUGAGGUCAAUAUUGGAAUGUCCUGAGUUUCAAGCUGCAUUGUCAUUGCCACUGAGCCCUACGAACACCUUUGUGCUGAUACAAAAGAGUGAUGAUAAUUUGGUAUCAGAGUUCUUUUUGCCUAAACCUCAGUAUAUACCUUCCAAUCAGAGUUCCAAUUAUUUUGUAAUUAAAUUGCAACACAAUGAUCAAGUAAGACUGAAUUGCAAUUGCAUGAACUUAGUGAAAGUUUAUAACGAAGUAUCCGAAUCUGAUACCACUAGGAGCAAGGAUACUGAAUUUUUAAAUAAGUCAAAUGUGAGUAUCGUGCAUGUUCCUUAUCAGUGGUAUCAAUCUAGAGAAGUGAUCAGAGGAUUCAAAUUUUUAAGAUGACCAUAGAAUUUGUUACUAAGACUAUAGCAAAUUUUUAAUUGGCCUUCAGUAUUAGAUCAAUUUUUAUACGGACACUGUGUAUGUUAAUCAUGAUAUUGAAAACAUAUAGGUAACUACAAAAGUAUUGUAUAGGUUGUAGUUUUUAAAAUCUUUUAUAACAACUUGUUAAUAUUGUAGGAUAUAUAUUGAUUUACAUAUUGAAAUCAUAUUGAUUAUAAAUAAAAUUAUUACUGAACCGUCAAACAAUUACAUAUUUUUUUAUCAUUUUAUUGUCAUCUAUUUUACAUACAAACUUACAUACUGAUAUAUGUAAAAUUUCUACGAAAUAAA